UCCCGCUGAAGAAUCAAAGAUCUAGAAUGACAUUUAAAAGGAAAAUGCUGAUUAUCCUUUCUAUUCUGACUGUAAUAGGCUUUUUUUUAAAGUUCGAUUUCAGGGAAUGGCUUCCGCCUGCGGACGAAAAGUUACAAUAUCUGAGCUCCCAGGACAAAAAUCUACUGGAAAAAAAUGUACAGGAGAAAAUCCUACAAAACAAGAGCUCACAGGCUAAAAAUUUACAGGACAAAAUCCUACAAAACCAGGGCUCACAGGACCAAAAUCUACAGGAUGAAAACUUACUAGAAAAAAAAUUCCCAGAAAAAAUCAUACAUGAUACAAAUGUAUGGAACAGUAGUUCUCAGGACAAAAAUUUACAGAACAGAAACAUAACAGAAAAUAAGGGCCCCUGUGGUUGUGAGAAAUGUUUUUCUAAAGAUGAUAAGUUGCUUAUGAGUAGUCUGAAUCCUUCCAUCGAACCAUUUUUAACUGCAACCACAAAGCUCUCUGAGGAUAUUUUCCAGUGGUGGAAGCGCUUACAGUAUGAAAGACGUGACUUCAAUUAUUACAAAGCGACAGUGGCCAAGUUGUUUACGAUGUUCCCACCCAUUCCCAAUCUUGGAGAGCCCCGUCCGGACACAUGCAGGACUUGUGCUGUGGUGGGGAAUUCUGUUAAUUUGAAAGGAUCGGGCUAUGGAUCUCUAAUAGAUCAUCACAACAUCAUUAUAAGAAUGAAUGCUGGUCCAACCAAAGGCUAUGAGGAAGACGUUGGGACAAAAACGACUCAUCACGUCAUGUAUCCAGAGAGUGCUGUAGAUUUAGAUAAUUCGACUCAUCUUGUAGUGUUCGCUUUUAAAAUACAAGACCUUGAGUGGCCCAUCAAGGCCUUGACAACAGGAUUUUAUGCAACGUCAUAUAGGAAAGUAACACCUAAAAUAAAAGCCAACAAAGAUUUGGUCAUGGUGCUCAAUCCAGCUUUUAUGAAGUAUGUUCAUGAGGUUUGGCUGAAAAGGAGGGGAACAUAUCCAUCCACUGGCUUUAUGGCAUUGGUUCUUGCUCUUCACAUAUGUGAUGAGGUCGAUGUCUUCGGAUUUGGAGCAGACAGCAAUGGGAAUUGGAGCCAUUACUUUGAAGUUUUAAAGAACAAAAAAUAUGGAUCUGGCAUCCAUUCUGGAACAAACGAGUAUACAGUCCUGAAACAGCUGGCCAAUGAAAAAACAAUCAAGCUUUAUAAAGGAUCGUGAUGUUUUUUUUUCCAGAAAGCAAAUCCCAACUCGCUCAGCCCUGAUUAUUAGUGACGUAGUUGUC
Molecule: messenger RNA, 1290 nt
Organism: Fundulus heteroclitus (mummichog)
Lineage: Eukaryota; Metazoa; Chordata; Actinopteri; Cyprinodontiformes; Fundulidae
Product: CMP-N-acetylneuraminate-beta-galactosamide-alpha-2,3-sialyltransferase 1
Exons: 6
Coding region: 27-1226 (399 amino acids)
Molecular function (GO): beta-galactoside (CMP) alpha-2,3-sialyltransferase activity
Source: RefSeq, a predicted model, not a curated record